Messenger RNA from Lates calcarifer (barramundi perch), 6384 nucleotides. RefSeq names its product phosphodiesterase 6C, cGMP-specific, cone, alpha prime (gene pde6c). Bases 1449 to 4061 code for a protein of 870 amino acids. The transcript is spliced from 22 exons. Lineage: Eukaryota; Metazoa; Chordata; Actinopteri; Centropomidae. The record is from RefSeq and is a predicted model, not a curated record. Gene Ontology annotation, molecular function: 3',5'-cyclic-nucleotide phosphodiesterase activity; protein binding. Gene Ontology annotation, biological process: signal transduction; visual perception.
UCUCCAUGUAAUAUGCACUCAAAACAAAAAUUAAAAUAAAAUACAAACAAGAUACAGGUUUUAGCUGACAGAAAUAUUUUUAUUGUUACAUUUUAACUGCCUUGCUUUUCUGCUGUUUGUCCUCCUGCAUCUCCCCAACCAGUUUCUCCCACUGAGAAAUCAGCAGCUCUAAUUUAUUUUCACAAUGCCUCACAUCCACACACCCACACACACACACACACACCUUUUGUAGUUCUCCCUUGAUAAGCUCGCCUUAAUCCCCACAGCAAAAAAUAGUGGGGAACCCCUUGUCUUGCCAGCCUGCCAGCAGUUAAUCAGACAGCGUGCUCAGUUUAAUAAUAGCCAGCCAUCUUCGUUUAGGGCCUUGUUCUCAGACUGUCCAAGUCCCACUAAUUGGCCCAGUUCCAGGUUCUAGAGACUGAUACCUCCAUGAUGAUGGUGAUUUCAUUAGAGCACACACAGGUAGGCUGCUCACACAUUUGAAGCCUUAGAUAGGCUGCCAUUAUGGCUCUGAGCCCAAACACUGUUAUUUAGGUACUUCCUCCACUGUGGCAACAACAAGAAGGAUAGAACAGUGGUAAUGCUUAAUGCAGGUUUGGCUCACUGGGAGGUUAUUUGAGUCAAGUAAGGCUGCUAUCAUUUCUCAUGAUAGCUCAAAUUGUAAACAGGGAUGACACAUUAUUGGAUUGGAACAGCAGGCUGCUGGUGUGAGUCCAGUGUAUGGCUUGGAGCAACUAUAUUCACUGACUAUUGGGGUGCUUUUUUUUUAGCAAGGUGGUUAAGCUUGCACAUAGCUACAGAGCUACAUAGCAGCCAGCGGUUGGACUUUUGUAAUUAACUUAGCAAACUGUCAUGGUGUGUCUAGACUAGUUUCAUGGAGGUGACUUGGUGAAAACCAGCAAAAACCCAUGAGGUGUCUCCUAAGUUUUGUUUUCCCAUUUUCUCCCAUGAAUCACUUCAUUUCUGUCCCUUGUUUUUUUUCCUCAGUUCUGAUCAUUUCACCACCGUCCCGAUCAAAUCAGGUCCUGAUGCGUCCAACCUGGCGUUUGACCUGACAGCAGUCUCGCUCUCGCCCGUGUCCUCUCCCUCGGAUGGGGAGGAGAGCCCGAUAUAAAAUGAUCAGCGUUAGGAUUUGCGGGUUAAGGACGCUUAGAGCAGGGGUUUUAAUGUCAUGACGUCACAUUAAUUAGCGGCCACUUUGAUCCUUUCAGCCUCUAAGCCGUACUCUGCUCUAUUCUGUCUGUCCGUGGACACGGGACGUAUUCGUGACUCCCUCGGGGACCGUGGAGGAGAAUGCGAAUCCUCACAGACGGAUGCUACUGAUCCCUCUCACCCUGUAGGCCGCUCAGCUCAGCUCAGCUUCCCUGUCCUCUCCGUUUUGACGUUUCCCCGCGGGUGAUGCUUUUGUGAAAAGACAGGACGGCAAUACAAAGCUUCAAAAGUUCAAAAUGGCAGACAAGGAUAGCGUGGAGAAGUACCUGGAGAACAACCCGCAGUUCGCCAAAGAAUACUUCGAUAAGAAGCUGCGAGCUGAGGCCCUGUCCGCCGCCUUUUCUGCACCUGUCGAUGUUAAAGACACCGCGUCUUUCAAGGAUGUUAACUCUGUGCAAGAGGCCGCCAUCAUUUUCGAGCUGGUCCAGGAGCUGCAGAAACAGGGGGAAAUGGAGAAGUCAAUUCACAAGGUGAUGCAGAGAGUCGCCCUAAUCCUACAGGCCGACAGGGUCGGUUUUUACCUGACCCGGUCCAGAAACGGAAUACCUGAGCUCGCCACUUGCCUCUUUGACGUGACUCCAACAUCCAAAUACGAGGCAAACGUGGUCCAUCCUCAGGGUGAAAUUGUGUUCCCUCUCGAUAUGGGUAUCGUCGGCCACACCGCGCAGAGCAAAAAGCCUCAAAACGUUCCUGAUGUUUCACAGAAUAAAAAGUUCUGUGACUUUGUGGACAAACAGACUGGAUACAAGACCAAAUGCAUGCUCACCUUCCCUCUGAUGGCUGAGAAAGAAUGCCUUGGGGUCAUCAUGGUGCUUAACAAAAUAGGAGCUGAUUCAUUCUCUGCAGAGGAUGAGGCUCUCUUCCACAAGUACAUGAACUUUGCUCAAGUCAUCGCCCUGCAGCAUUACACAUCCUACAUGUUCAAUGUGGAGUCCAGGAGGAGUCAGGUGCUGCUCUGGUCAGCCAGUAAAGUGUUUGAGGAGUUGACAGACAUUGAGAGACAGUUCCACAAAGCGCUUUACACUGUGAGGACCUAUCUACAAUGCGAACGAUACUCAGUGGGCCUGUUGGACAUGACCAAAGAAAAGGAAUUCUAUGAUGAAUGGCCGGUGAAACUGGGAGACGUGGAACCCUAUAAAGGACCAAAAACGCCAGACGGCAGGGAAGUCAACUUUUACAAGAUCAUCGACUACCUCCUGGAGGGCAAAGAAGAAAUCAAAGUCAUACCUGGUCCACCUGCAGAUCACUGGGCUUUAGUCAGCGGACUACCCACCUAUGUCGCAGAGAAUGGCUUUAUUUGCAAUAUGAUGAACGUGGCUGCAGACGACUUCUUCACUUUCCAGAAAGAGGCUGUGGAUGAGACGGGUUUUGUCAUCAAGAACGUAUUGUCACUGCCCAUUGUCAACAAGAAGGAAGAAAUUGUUGGCAUCGCCACUUUCUUCAACAGGAAAGAUGGCAAACCAUUUGACGAACAUGAUGAACAGAUCACUGAGGCCCUGACACAGUUCCUGGGCUGGUCAGUGCUGAACUGCGACACCUACGACAAGCUGAACCGCAUGGAGUACAGGAAAGACAUCGCCCAGGAGAUGCUCAUGUAUCAAACCAAAUGCACCAAAGACGAGAUGCAGUCUAUUCUGAACACCAAAGAGAAGUUUGAUGCAGAGCCUGAAGACUGCGACCAGAAAGAGAUGUACAAACUUUUGAAAGGGAACUGCCCACCAGCUGACAACGUCAGUGGAGAGAAUCUGUACCUGUUUUCCUUCAGCGACUUCCCCGUUUCAGAGUUCGACCUCAUCAAAGCCGGCAUUCGCAUGUUCUUUGAGCUCGGAGUCGUUGAAAAGUUUAAAGUUCCCGCGGAGACACUGACCAGGUGGAUGUACACAGUGAGGAAGGGUUACCGUGACAUCACAUACCACAACUGGAGGCAUGGCUUCAACGUAGGCCACACCAUGUUCUGCCUGCUCCAGACAGGGAAGCUGAGGAAGUACUACUCUGAUCUAGAUGCCUUCGCCAUGGUGGCUGCUGCUUUCUGCCAUGAUAUCGACCACAGAGGAACCAACAACCUCUACCAGACGAAGCAAGUCGAAUCAGUUCAUUCCGUGUGUUGUUCAAAAGUGCAGGCGUGUGUGAGCGCGUCUCCUCUGGCCAAACUCCACGGCUCUUCCAUCAUGGAGAGGCAUCACUUGGAGUACAGCAAGACACUCAUGGCAGAGGAGAGCCUGAACAUCUUUUGCAACCUCCAGAAGCGUCAGUUCGAGAACGUGCAGCACUUGUUUGAUGUCUGCAUCAUCGCCACUGAUCUGGCCCUUUAUUUCAAGAAGAGAACCAUGUUCCAAAACAUUGUGAACGCCACAGAGCCAAUGACAGAUGAAAAAGAGGCCACUGCCUACGUCGCCAACAACCCAAUCAGGAAGGAAAUUGUCAUGGCCAUGAUGAUGACAGGCUGCGACUUGUCAGCUAUCACCAAACCCUGGGAGGUGCAGAGCAAGGUGGCUCUGAUGGUCGCUGCUGAAUUCUGGGAGCAGGGAGAUUUGGAGAGAACUGUUUUGGACCAACAGCCAAUUCCCAUGAUGGACAGGAACUGUGCCGAACAGCUGCCCAAGAUGCAGUGCGGUUUCAUUGACUUUGUGUGCUCAUUUGUAUACAAGGAGUUCGCCAGGUUCCACAAAGAAAUCCAGCCCAUGUUUGACGGCCUGAACAACAACAGGGCACACUGGAACGAGCUGGCUGAGGUAUACAAUGCAAAGAUGAAGGCCAUCGAGGAUGAGAAGAAGAAAAUUGAAGAAGAGGAGGCCAAGAAAGCCGGCGGUGGCGAUGGAGGGAAGUCAAAGACCUGCGCCAUCUGCUAAAUCCCCCCAUCGCUUGGAUCUGGACUGAUGCAUUCUGGUUAGGACUAUUCAAGGCUACGUUAGCCUAUAAUUCUGGUCUGACGAAUCAUCUACAUCAAUGUAGUUCUUCCUGGUUAGGUGCUGUCCACUAUGGUGCAGUCCAGUCCAACUUUUUUUUGUUUUGUUUGUUUUUUUGGUCUGGUCUGGCCUGGCCUGGUUCACUCUAGCCUAGUUGUAGUCAGGUCUGGUUUUACAGUCUAGUCUGGAUUAGACAGGUUUGACCAUUCUCCAAGGAGAGUCGGAAACAUCACCAAGAAGUAAUGUUGGGACUCUGACUGCAAGAGAAGCCGUUGGACUUUGAAGAUGUGAUGUAUUCGAAAUUUCUUCCUUCUUCUGCUUCGAACAGAUGGACAACAUAUAUUUCACUUUAGUAUAGCAAGAGUUGAAACAUUCCUGACAGACAUGGUGGUUUGAAACCAUGGCUUGAGAAGCUCAUAAGCUGUAAUAAAAUGUUCAAAAGUCAAGCUUUAGUACACAUUUUAGCACAAAUCACUCAAAUAGGGUACCAUAUGUACUGUGUGUGCGGUGUAAACAUGCCAAAACGAUAGUUUUCACACAGGGUUCCUACUGGCAGUCGGUCACCACACAGUAUAUUGGUGCUAUAGGUUGCACAAAGCACUUAGCUGCUGCUGUUCUGGCAGUGGCAGGCCAUGCACAGAGGGUGGGAGGGCAAGUAGUGACAAUCACCAUAGAACUUUAUACUUACAGGGAUUAGUGGAAGGGGUUUGAAUUAUAUUUUUGCAGUUUAAGUAGCAUAGGUAACAUUUAAUAAGAUGUGAAAUGAAUUUUAUGAACACAAAAAAGAGGGGAACUGCAAUCUAAAAGGUUCUGUUAAUGCUGUAAUGCUCAUACUACAGCAAAGGGUUACACUUCAUCGACAAGGGCUGAUGUUUUCUUACCUCAAAGGCGCCGAUGAGUUACGAGGGUAUAUUAAUUUUAAUAUGCAAUCUAUCUAUAUACAUAUAUUUUUUUUUGAUUUCUUUGUCUGAGAGUUUUGUACUUGAACCAUCUUCAUGGAUGGAGAGUUAGGGACGAGCUUUGAGAGGUGGCGUUCUGAAUCUGCAAGUAAAUGCACGCUAAAACCACGUCCAGGCAUCGAGACGACGUUUUGAAUUUGUGCAACUUUAUUGUCAGCUUAUUGACACCUAUGAGCUGUUUUAGUUCUGUCCAGCUACCUGAAAAAAAACACCCAACUGACAUGAUAAUAUACAUAAUAUUUACUCCGAUGUUUAGAGAAAACUUGCGAUUCCAUAUCGAGUCACAAAAAGAUUUCUUUGAAAGGUGCAAGAUUUCACAUGUAUAUAGUUUAUGACAUAGUGAUUGUAAAAUGUAAAUUGUGUAAACCUAAUAAUAACUGAAGCUUAAAAUUGAUUUGAGGGAUGUAAAAGCAAACCUUUGCUUCUUCUUAAGAGGCAAGAGUUGCAGUCAAACAGGGUACAGUAGAUCUACCUCUCCUGUAAGAAGAUUUGAUAGGAUUUGAUUUGAUUGCCAGCCAGAGUUUGAGAUCCACACAGCUUUAGACCUUAAAUAUCCUUCUUACAGAGGAGGUAAAGAAGGCUGCCAAAGCCUUAUCAUAUGAAUGUGCAGACAACCUAUGUUUGUAAACAUGCAGCUUAUAGCGUCAUUGAUUGUCUGACUGUUCAGCCCAAAGUCCUAUGCUGUUUCUCUCUCCACCGAUGCAACAGUGAAUCACGCUGAAACUGUUGUUUGAUGUCAGCUCAGUGUGUGGAACCCCCCCCCCACAACACCCUCUCCAUGUUAAACCUGAAUUGAACUUGAUCUGGUCAGGCAUGUAAAUCUACAGCCCCCACCCCACCCCACUUUCUGCAACACUUUUAGCAACGUCCCUCCCUGGGGCAAAGGCAACUUCCUGUUACACAAUGUCUUCUCCUCUAAUCAAUGGGGGCAUCAAUCAAAGACACUUAAUCCUCUCAGAAUGGCUUUGGGACUACCUGGAAACUCCUUGUCUGUUGCUGCUUGAGGUGAAGCGAGGAGCUGUUCAGAUCACUGGAGCUAAAACUGGACAAAAACAUCAACCAAAUCAACCCAUGCACAGGUUUUAUAUAGAUGGCUCCACAGCCAGUUUGGCUUCAGUGAUGAAAAUGGCCCCUUGCUUUGCCUUCAGGGAGCCUUUGUGAGAUAUCAAAUAAUGCACUGUAUACUUUCUGCUUAACCCAUCAACUGUCAUUCAAACUUUAGGAAUUUAUCAUUUAAUGUAUGAAAUGACCUCUACUGUAUGUAUGUGUCAUGAAAUGUAAUAUGUGUAAGCAAAUAAAGGAAUUUA